Messenger RNA from Molossus molossus (Pallas's mastiff bat), 788 nucleotides. RefSeq names its product acylphosphatase 1 (gene ACYP1). The transcript is spliced from 3 exons. The record is from RefSeq and is a predicted model, not a curated record. Gene Ontology annotation, molecular function: acylphosphatase activity. Bases 117 to 587 code for a protein of 156 amino acids. Lineage: Eukaryota; Metazoa; Chordata; Mammalia; Chiroptera; Molossidae.
GUCCCUUGACCCGGUGAGCCGCCAACCCUGCAGUUCCGUGCCCUUGGGGAAGGGAGGAGGGGACGGCAGAGGCUUUUCUCGGACUCCAUAAAAAAACUGGUAUUUUUCUGAGAUCCAUGACCCCACACCCUGCCGUGUGCCCUACUCUGGCAGAAGGCCCUAGCUACGCCCUCGAGUCAUUGUGCCGCUGGAUUCCGAGGUCCGCCCACUUAGCGGGUGUGGGCCUACUGAUGGCCUUUCUGAGCACGCUCCGCGGCUCGGUACCGGCCCCAGGUUUGAGCAGGAACAUGGCAGAAGGGGACACCCUGAUAUCAGUGGAUUAUGAAAUUUUUGGGAAGGUACAAGGGGUGUUUUUCCGAAAGUACACGCAGGCUGAAAGUAAAAAGCUGGGAUUGGUAGGCUGGGUCCAGAACACUGACCAGGGCACAGUGCAAGGACAAUUGCAAGGUCCCAUCUCCAAAGUGCGUCAUAUGCAGGAAUGGCUUGAGACAAAAGGAAGUCCCAAAUCACACAUCGACAGAGCAAACUUCAGCAAUGAGAAAGUCAUCUUAAAGUUGGAUUACUCAGAUUUCCAAAUUGUAAAAUAAUGACCUGAAUUUAAAUUUUCCAAGAGAAACUCAGUGGUUUUGUUUUUUAUUGUUAACAGAGAUAGAAUUAUUCUGAGUCUAAUAUUAGAAUUUGUCAGUAAGUUAUUUUAGUAUCAGAUACCUGAAUAUUACUGUAUAUAAUAUGCAUGAUGGAAGGAAUGAUUACAACUGUAAACAGUUCUAAUAAAAACACAUCAGAAC